This is a messenger RNA of Amaranthus tricolor (Joseph's coat), 3285 nucleotides long. Its product is annotated as protein LATE ELONGATED HYPOCOTYL-like. Lineage: Eukaryota; Viridiplantae; Streptophyta; Magnoliopsida; Caryophyllales; Amaranthaceae. Gene Ontology annotation, molecular function: DNA binding. The record is from RefSeq and is a predicted model, not a curated record. Bases 854 to 3028 code for a protein of 724 amino acids. The transcript has 8 exons.
ACAGGAAUUAUUCGUGGCUCUUAUUCGAUCUCAUUAACUCCUGGUUUCUCUUGCUCCAUUUUUUUCUUCUUCUUCGUUCUUCCAUUUUUUUUUCUUCAAUUGAUCGUGUGUCGUCUUUCUCUCUCCUAUUGGAACCGCCAUUUUUACUCCUCGUUAGGUCACUAUAUAUAUACUUUUUUCUUGUUAGUUUUUACUAGAUUUGUAAAUUUAUCAUCAAAUUUGUUCCAGAAAUUCAUAUUUCUUUUAUCCUUGAAUCCAUGGGGUGAACUUAGUAGUUGAACUUUAGAGUAUAUUUUUGAGAUUAUUUUUGUACUUAUGGAGUCUUCAAAAGGUGUGCACGAUGACAAAGAUAAUUUGGUGAGGUUCUGUGAAUUGGUGAGAAUUUUUUUUAAGGAAAAUCGCUGAAAAAGGAGGAAAAAUUAAUGUGUUUAUGUGAUUUUUAGUGGUGAGAUAGAAAAAAGGCGGAUUAUCUUUGAAUAUAUUUUGUUUUUGUUUGUUAUUUGUUUGUGCUUGUGCAGUAGUAGCUUACUUACUCAGGUAUUCAGCUCAGUUUGUGUAUUUGCUGUAAUUAGUAUUUGAUUUUGGGUAAGAUGAACGGAGGAUUUUGUAUCAAUUGGUUGUUAUCAGAGAGAUUUUGAAGCGGCAGUGCUCUGCUUGCUGUUGUCCGUUUAAUGGACAAUUAUUCUUCCGGUGAAGAACUAAUUGUUAAGAAGGACUUGUGUUGUGGAUCAAACAGAAAUUGAUUAGUACAAAAGAAAUUGGCUAAAAUAACUUGUAUUUUGGAUUAGAAGGGGUAUAGGAUUUGGAUUGAGAGAAAAAAAUACUUGUGUUGUGCUAAACAAAUUUUGUUGGGAUGUUGAAGACUAGAAAACCUUACACGAUCACGAAGCAACGAGAGCGAUGGACAGAGGAGGAGCAUAAUAGGUUUCUCGAAGCCUUGAAAUUAUAUGGACGAGCUUGGCAACGAAUUGAAGAACAUAUUGGAACAAAGACCGCUGUCCAGAUAAGAAGCCAUGCACAGAAAUUCUUUUCAAAGUUGGAAAAGGAGGCGCAAGUUAAAGGUGUCCCUAUAGGGCAAGCAAUUGACAUAGAAAUUCCUCCUCCACGCCCUAAAAGGAAACCAAGCAAUCCUUAUCCUCGGAAGACUGAUGCUAUAAGUUCCCCAAAUACGCAGGUCCGAGCAAAAGAUCCUGCUCCUACUGUAGACCAUGUUAUGGAUUUAGCAAAAGAGCAACUUCUUGAGAAACCUGUUGGUGAUGUCGAGGAACCAAACCCUGAAGAAACGGAUGGAAGCGAUAAGUGUACUGAAGCCUUGUCACUUUUUCAAGAAGCACCAUCUGCCCUGCGAGCAGCUUUCAGCAAAAAACCUGCUACUGCAGUUGGAUCAGCUAGAAAUUUAUCCGACUUUAAGGAGUUUGUGCCGACGAAGAAACCACUCGUCAACAAUGAAACUAGUGAAUUUAAUGCUGCUGAUGGACAUAACAGGGAUCAUAAGACCGACAAACCUGAUGGUGUGGUGAUGGUUCAGAAUAAUUCAGAAAAUGAAACAAUUGCAGCUAAAACAUUUCCCAGGCAUGCUCCUAUUCAGAUUCUUGAAGGAAGUCUGGCAUCAUGCAGUCAGGGUCUUUCUUCAGAUGUAUCAUAUCAAGAACCUGUAUUUCAUCAAAUGGGGAUCCCCAGCCAACCUGCAUUAAUCAGUAAUCCAACAGCUUCUGCUACAGUAGAAAGCCAAACUAGCACGUCAAGAUCCUCUAAUCACCAAAUGUUUCCAUGUUUCCAUCCUCCAUUUAAUCCACUCCCUAACAAUCAAGAAGAGUACUCUUCAUUUCAGCAGAUGUCCUCAACUUUUUCAAGUAUGAUUGUUUCUGCUCUCCUCCAGAAUCCCGCUGCUCAUGCUGCAGCAAGUUUUGCAGCUUCAUUUUGGCCACCCUGUGCAAAUAUAGAAAAUCCAGUCAAUUCGGCUCCAGGCAACAGUGGAGGUUUUCCACCUAGACCAAUGAAUAAUCCAGUUCCUAGCGUGACAGCCAUUGCUGCAGCCACCGUAGCAGCUGCUACUGCUUGGUGGGCAGCACAUGGGAUGUUUCCAUUAUGUGCUCCGCUACAUACCGGCUUCUCUUUUCCACCUGCUUCAACGACUGCUCCCUUAGCUAAUUUUGGCCAAACUCCAACUGCUAACGAAGAAAGGGAAGAGAACAGUUUUCAACAUCCUGGAUCACCAGUUCAGGAGCCUAAACAGGAACUCUCUGAAGCUUUGCAGCUGCAGCAGCAAUCAGCAUCCAAAUCUCCUGCUACUUCUUCAUCUGGUUCUGGCAACACUUCUAAUGCAAAAGUGGAUUCAGAAGUGGUAGCCAACAAUGAUGAAAACGUCCCUGCUGCAAGCGAUGAAAAGGACACAAGCAAGGGGAAGAGCAAAAAGCAGGUGGAUCGUUCAUCUUGUGGUUCCAACACGCCUUCGGGUAGUGAUAUUGAGACUGAUGCUUUGGUAAAGAAUGAUGACGGAAAAGAAGAAGACAAGGAACCUGAUGUAAGUCGUGCUGCCAGUGAAUCUGGUAACCGCCGCAAUCGAAUUCUUGGCAACUUGAAUGAUUCAUGGAAGGAAGUCUCUGAGGGGGGGCGCCUGGCAUUUCAAGCACUUUUCUCAAGAGAUAGAUUGCCUCAGAGCUUUUCACCACCACAAUUUUUGAAUGGUAUGAGGCAAGAAUUAAAAGGCUUCACCGUAGAGGAUAAUAGGCAAAAUGCAGCGGAGAGCAAUGACACGACACAGUUGGACCUCAACAGCAACACUUGGGAAUCUUGCUCCAACGAACAAGUUGUAGAGAGAAACAACAAAUCAAAAGAGGAAAACCACAAAGGACUGCUGACCUUUAGUCAUGACCAAGGGAAGCCAAAGACCAACAGAACAGGUUUUAAGCCUUACAAGAGGUGUCCUGUGGAGGCGAGAGAGAGCCGCGUAUUAAACUCUAGUUCUCCGGAACAAGAAAAAUGUUCAAAGAGAUUGCGGCUUGAAGGGGAGGCGGCUUCUAUUUGAUGUCAAAUGAUGCAAGCAUUUUCUGUUAAGGGAAAGCUUGGUCACAACCAUCACUCCCCAGUUAUCAGUUUCUUUAUUUCAUUUAGCUUAAUUUCAGUCCUAAAAAGUUCACGAGACUUUUCGUGUUUGUACUAUAAAAGACUGCAUUGUUCCUUUUCGUUUCUCAGACUUCAGACACUUGCAUUUUUCAUGAAUAGUCGUAAAAAUCAUCAUGCUCAAACACUUAAAUCUUAAAUUAAAAAAUAAGUAUGUUCAAA